Hippocampus comes (tiger tail seahorse) is the source of this 3408-nucleotide messenger RNA. RefSeq names its product post-glycosylphosphatidylinositol attachment to proteins 6 (gene pgap6). Gene Ontology annotation, cellular component: membrane. The coding region runs from base 127 to 2445 and encodes 772 amino acids. Lineage: Eukaryota; Metazoa; Chordata; Actinopteri; Syngnathiformes; Syngnathidae. The record is from RefSeq and is a predicted model, not a curated record. The transcript is spliced from 13 exons.
ACGUCACGUAUUUAGAGAGGAACCAGGAAGUGGAGCACACAGUCAAGAGCGUCGGUCAAUAGACCGCUUUGACAUUGAGGUUGGUCGAAGGGACAAUGUAAUGGUUCGGACAGUCGCGACGAGAAAAUGGCACUUUAUUUUGUCCUUUUCUUGGCCCUCGCAAAGGCGACAUUUGGAAACGAUGUGGGGGAGGUGACAUUCGUGUCAGAACUCUCGUCCAAGCCAGCUCAAAAGUUGUCCAAGUAUGAUUGGUAUGGCAACGCCAGGUUGCAAAAGUUUCAUAUACCAGAUGACACUGCCAUCGCCAGCUGGGUCUUCACUGUAGUCAAGGGCCACAGCUUUCACUGCAGAGAGCGGAAUGUCUCCAUCCAUAUACGACACGGUGCUCCUCCGGUAAUAAACCCAACCGACACAGCUUUUCCAAACAUGACACUGUGGAACCCUCCUUACUCCCUGCUACUCCCAGUGACCUCGCUCAGCUCAGCAACAUUGAACGUCUCUUAUCCUGCACCCGGGGAAUGGUUUGUUGCCACCCACUUGCCUGAAAACGAUGGCCGCAUUGAGCAGAAGGGUUUCCCAUCGUGUUCCUACUUUUUCCAGCCUCAGCUGUCCAUCAGGAGAGCAAUCGACACACCCAUUAUACAGUCGGGAAUCAAGCUCAAAAAUCAGACGGCCGCCCCGAACAAACCCGCACGCCUUAAGUUGUAUGUUCCACAGUUUUCCUCGUCUCUUUCCGUCUCCGUGGAUGGCUGUUCGACAGCAGAAGCCGCGGGAAGUGCAAACUGUUCUCUGGCCCUCAGCCUGGGCUCAAACUCUCUGCUCCGCAAUCCCGCAAGAGUUAACUGCUAUGGGCUCAGGUGUUCCGCUUCUCUUGCCAACCCGCCUUGGGACACCUGGUUACGCGUUGUCGUGGAGAGCAUUCGGGACAACCAAACAGUGUUUUUCAACAUUGAAUCAAACUACUCAGUGGCGUGCAAGCCGAAAAGCGUUGGUCUUUCGGCCGAUGAUGGCGCCGGUCUCCGCGGCAACAACAACUCCUCCUCAUCAGCGAGCAACAGCUCCGCUGUGGCGAUAGAGGGCGUCGCCUUCGGCGAUCAGUCACGGUUGCUGAAUUUGUUGCCUUCUGCAUGCGUAUGGAGCAUCCCGGUCCUGUAUGACGAGACCGACGUUCUCUCGCUCCGAUUCGCUCCAGUCACCGGACCCAAUGUCAGCGUCAGAGCGAGCCACCCCACGCUCCUCACAUACCCUCUACCCGCGCAGGUUACCGGCGGGACACUCAACCUGCAGCUCACACUCAACACCACUUAUAUUACUCCAGGGAACAGCAGCACUGUGGUGGCUUGCUUCACUCCCCUAGCGCCAAUCCUCCAAGUCAGCAACUCCCUACAAUGCCACACAGAUUUGUUUGAAGGGUAUGGCGUGAAUGUGAGCACCAGUUUUCCCAAAGCUCUCAUCCGGCUGCCUUUUCCUCUGUCGGCAACGUGGUACCUCACCCUGCAACUCAAGUGCGACGGUGGGUGCGGCAAUGUGUCGACCGUGUACGUGGACCCAAAAGUUUUCGUCAACGCCUGCAUCGAGGACUGUGGCUCAUUUGGCGAAUGCAGACUGCUCAGGUCCUCCACCUACCUGUACAGCUCCUGUGUGUGCAAGUCUGGUUGGAGGGGUUGGAGCUGCACCGACCACUCAACAGCUCUGUCGUCGACCCACCAAGUCGUAGCCGCUCUGCUGCUCACCCUCAGCAACCUCAGCUUCCUGCCGGUAAUCUCGUUGGCCAUCAGGCGCUUCUACUUCACGGAGGCGUCCGUUUACCUCUUCACCAUGUUCUUUUCUACGUUCUACCACGCCUGUGACCAGCCCGGCAUAGCCGCGUUGUGCAUCAUGAGCUACGACACCCUCCAGUACUGUGACUUCCUGGGGUCCGUCUGUUCCAUAUGGGUCACUGUUUUGUGCAUGGCCCGCAUCGGGAAAACAGUGAAAUAUACUCUGUUUCUUCUUGGGACUCUGCUGAUCGCGAUGUCACUGCAGCUGGACCGCAGAGGUCUGUGGAACCUGCUGGGCCCCAUCCUGUCCGCCAUAAUCAUCAUGGCCGCCGUUUGGGUGUACCGAGGAGUUACGCGUCGCCAAUGUUACCCGCCGUCCUGGCGGCGAUGGGUCUUCUACCUCAUCCCCGGAAUACUCUGUGCUCUCAUCGGGGUGAGCUUGUACAUAUUUGCUGAGACGGAGGACAACUACUUCUACACGCAUUCCAUUUGGCACAUCCUUGUGGCCUCCUGUGUGCUGUUCCUGCUCCCGCCCCGUGACAGGAGCCUGGCUGAUGGCAACUGGACGGCGGGAUGGCGGCCGGAUUGGACGUGGCGCUGGACUCCUCGCAUUUGUGGGUAUACGCUGUGCCAGAGUAGCAAAGAUGACACAACGUCACAACAUCAUGUGACGCUGACACGGUGAUUCUGUCAAACUGCUGUAACACUCACACAAGAUGCACUUUAAAAAUGGAGCAUCUGCUUCUACAAUGUUUUCUUCAUUAGCAUCAACCUGCUGCGUUUUUCUUUUCUUAAAUCACCUUUAAACACUGUCCUUAUAAAAGGUAAUUUUGCAGACCUCUUAAAAUGACAUGUUCAUUCCAUUACCUCCUGAUCCAGCUUAGCGUGAAGACAUAUAAAUUCAGGUAGCCCGGCCAGAGGUUUGUACAUAUUGAUUGUGUCGCUCUUUUAUGAACUGUAUUUGGUAGUCGAUAUAAUAUAUGCUCCAAAUAUUUAUAAAUUCUAUCAUUUUAAUAAGUGAAAUUCCUGCUCAGUGAUGGUGUGAAUGCAAAUAUCUCUCUGUGUGCACGGUCCAACUGGCAACCAGUCCGAGCGUUGUCUGCCUUUAGCAAGUUGUCUGCUGGGACAGGCUCCCUGCAACUCUGAACAGUCAUUCGCUUUUAGGAUUUAUGGGCAUUUUGUUGACCUUCUACUCAAAGGAAAACUUGAAUGUAAAUGCGUGUGCUCUACAGUUGUGCUCAUAAGUUUACGAACACUUGGGGUAUGUAAAGGAGAACAACUGUACAUGUGCCUCCCCAUUUUUCCAAGUGUCGUGUGUUUUUGUUUCAUACCUCCGUUGUUUUAUAUAAAUUAUAUGCACUCCUUAUUUUGGGUUUUUUCACCGCACUGAUUUUUUUGCUCUUCAGAUGUUCAAACCAAUCAUUUGUUCCUUAUGAUCAUCAUAGGCUGCCUUUUGUCCAUGUUUAUGGGAGAGAAUGGCAUGUAAUGGUCAGUGAACCUCUACCUCCCUGAACACAAUUACUUUUUGUAUAUGUGUGAUUUACAAAGCAGCAAACAUAAAUCUGUAGUCAACAGCAUUGUGCGUUUUGUGGGAUUGUUUUGUUCACUCAGAUUUAAAAAAAAAAAAGUGCCGGGGGUCUUUAAUUCA